Molecule: messenger RNA, 577 nt
Organism: Fomitopsis serialis
Lineage: Eukaryota; Fungi; Basidiomycota; Agaricomycetes; Polyporales; Fomitopsidaceae
Exons: 4
Coding region: 91-480 (129 amino acids)
Source: RefSeq, a predicted model, not a curated record
ACGGCGUGAACACACCUGAACACACACCGUCAACAUCCGGGGCGCCGGACUGGACCCGGGCACGAGCACGUCUCAUGUACUUCAGCCACCAUGGACAGGGCCACCCGCAAGGAAGAUGUUGAGCGAGCGUACGAGCUGCAGGCCAAGGCAGGCCUGCAGGGGGCAGCGAGGGCGACUCUGCUCGGCACAGGACUAGCCGUCUUGGGCCACUACACUUGGCCCACCUUCCGGCGGCAAACUUUACCUUUCAAGGGUUUCCUGGUCACUAUCUUCACCGUCUUCGGGCUCGUCGUAGGCGCGGAGAACGCCCUGCUAGCCCAUGAAGCUGAGCGGCGCCAGACCGAAGGUAAAAUCAGAAAGGAGGCACGGAUAGACCUCGCGCGACGCGGGCUAGUUGCAACGGAGACAGAGAUCGCGAAGUGGAAGGCACAGCGCUUCGCUGCUCAACAGGCCGACGUGGAGGGCUCGAGGCCGUCGUGACAAGACGGUUGUAUAGGUCAGAUGCAAGAGACUGGAGAGCGCGAGGAGUCCGUGUCGGGGCGUGAGACAACUAUGGGAGGUGAACGACCAGUAAUAA